Pseudogymnoascus verrucosus is the source of this 602-nucleotide messenger RNA. RefSeq lists its product as uncharacterized. The transcript has a single exon. NCBI's taxonomy places the organism in Eukaryota, Fungi, Ascomycota, Leotiomycetes, Thelebolales, Thelebolaceae. The record is from RefSeq and is a predicted model, not a curated record. Bases 32 to 391 code for a protein of 119 amino acids.
CACGUUUUUUAGGGGGGUGGUAGGGUAGGGGAUGGGUGAGGGUUCUUUGCUCCGUUUUUGGUCGGGGGGGAUGGAUAGAGUACUCUCUAUUCAUCGCCAUCCAGAUCCAUGGAAUUAUGCUAGGACCUGCAAAUUCGUGGGGGUUGAGCUGGGCAGGGCAUCGCAGAGUCAGGGCGUCGCAGGAGGACCAGGACAAGCAACAGUACCUGAAGCACAACGGACGGGAGGAGAGAAAAAAAAAAGCCAAGUGGCGUUGUGGGCAAAAAAGGGCAAGGAGGAAGCUACCCUGCCGCUGUGCAUUUUUUGUGCGAUGGAACUUUCUGAUACGUCACAAGCAUUCCACCAUCCAGAGCGGCUUUUUACAGGCAAGGCAAGACAAGACAGGCCUUGAUGAGGAUCCUCCUAUGCUCUUUGCCUAGAUGUGCAUAUGUCCAGCGACGGGUAGGAUGCUGCCGUCCGGCACGCAGCGGUGGACGAGACAUUUGCGGAGUGCCUUGCUGAUCUGACGGCGCUGAUGGGUGCGUUUUUCAAGUUAGGGUUGGGAGGGGAUAUGCUCAGUGCUAAUGCCUUUGAUGAGCGGUGCAUAAAGUGCAAAUGGUGGG